Messenger RNA from Kazachstania africana CBS 2517, 495 nucleotides. RefSeq names its product RNA-binding protein POP5 (gene POP5). The transcript has a single exon. Gene Ontology annotation, cellular component: ribonuclease P complex. Bases 1 to 495 code for a protein of 164 amino acids. The record is from RefSeq and is a predicted model, not a curated record. NCBI's taxonomy places the organism in Eukaryota, Fungi, Ascomycota, Saccharomycetes, Saccharomycetales, Saccharomycetaceae. Gene Ontology annotation, biological process: tRNA 5'-leader removal.
AUGGUUCGUUUGAAGAGUAGAUACAUUCUUUUUGAAAUACUGUUCCCUCCUACUGAGAUAUCUGAAGAUGAACUUGUCACCAAGAAAGAUAUACUUUUAAGUUAUCACAAAGUUUCACCUCCAGAUAUCUCUAGUAAAUCGAUAUUGCAAGAGAUACGACGUUCGUUGCAAUUGAAUCUGGGUGAUUAUGGCUAUGGGAAGGUCAAUUCGCUUUUGCAACUGAAAUAUUUCUCAAAUAAUACAUCAACAGGCAUACUUCGAUGUCAUAGAGAAGACACCGAUCUGCUAUUAACUGCUCUUUUUACUAUCAGUAAGAUAAAUGAAAUAACAAAUUUGAUAAUAAACCCCAUUAAAGUCAGCGGUACUAUAAAAAAAAUUGAGCAGUACUCAAUUAGAAGGAAUGCAAAAUUCUUAUCUUUAAUCAAGGCUGAUAGUAGUUCCGUAUUAACUAAUGAUUUUACCAACGUUAAUGAAGAUGAUAACGAUGAAUUAUAG